Salvia splendens (bonfire salvia) is the source of this 742-nucleotide messenger RNA. RefSeq lists its product as uncharacterized. Bases 44 to 631 code for a protein of 195 amino acids. Gene Ontology annotation, biological process: defense response to other organism. The transcript has a single exon. Lineage: Eukaryota; Viridiplantae; Streptophyta; Magnoliopsida; Lamiales; Lamiaceae. The record is from RefSeq and is a predicted model, not a curated record. Gene Ontology annotation, cellular component: plasma membrane; plasmodesma.
UCUCAAUUGUAAAUACCAAAUAUCCUCUCUAUCUCUCAGUCCAAUGUGGGCCAAAACUAUAUGCAUUUGUGUCAUAUUAUUCAUUCCAAUCAUAUGGUCUCUAAUUGUGAUACUAAUCACCCUAUCUUAUGUAGGUGUGAAGCCAAGAUUCUACAUUCAAGAACUCUACAUUCCAUCCCUCAACACUUCAAAUUCUCUCACACACAAUUUUUCAAACCCCAACACUUCCAUCUUCAUCGACCUCAAAUUCAAGAGAGACAUCGCCUACGUUGAAAUCCGCUACGAAGACAUCAACAUCACUCUCUUCUACGGCCCCAACCAUACUACCUCCGUAGGCAGCGCUCUCGUUGCCGGAUUCAAGCAGGGUAGGAAGAAGGUGGCACGCCGCAGGGCGGUGGUGGAAGCUCGGGGCUUUCCGUGGGAGGAGGCCUUUGAGAGGGUUUCGGGCGGGUCGAAAGUGGAGGUGGCGGUGGAGGUGGCUACCGGAUAUAGGCUUCGGCGGUGCAACGAGGAUGAUUGCUAUUAUACGAAGGCGAAGGCGGUGGUGGUGGCGGCGGAUUUGGUGGUGGAUGGCUCCGGUUUGGAGGUUUCUAAGAAGCCUACAAGACUUAAGAAAGUAGUAUUGGUUUGAAUAAUUAAUUAAUUAAUUAACACAUUUUUAUUUCUACAAAUGUUUCAAAGUGUAAUAGUGAAUGGUUUCUCAAUUAAGUUGAUGAAUAAAUGGAGAAAUGGCAUUUUAUAA